AUGGCGAAGUUCACUGCACGACGGAGCAAACCUGAGCUAGUGGCUCCAGCCUGGGCCACGCCAAAUGAGCGCAAGUAUCUCUCUGAUAUUGACAACCAACCUUCUCUACGGUUCUACGCUACUUUUGUUGAAUUCUUCCAACCUAGUAGUACUUUCGAUGGCUCUAGGCCAUCUGAUCCGGCAAAAGCUAUCAAGUCUGCCCUUGCAGACGCCUUGGUGUACUACUAUCCUAUUGCUGGUCGCCUCACAGAGCUUCCAGAGGGUAGGCUGGUGGUAGACUGCACUGCGGAAGGAGUGGUGUUUGUGGAGGCAGAUGCAGAUGUGGGGCUGGAAGAGCUUGUUUACUCCAUUUAA
This is a messenger RNA of Oryza sativa Japonica Group (Japanese rice), 354 nucleotides long. The record is from RefSeq and is a predicted model, not a curated record. Lineage: Eukaryota; Viridiplantae; Streptophyta; Magnoliopsida; Poales; Poaceae.